AACAUGACUCGAAUCCUAGGCAUGCGUGGUAUGAGCAUGCCACGCACGUGUCUUCGUAUUUAGGGCUUCCUUCAAGCCAAGCCAAUCUUUACUUUUCCGGUCGUAGCAGCAACCUCUGGUGGUGGGCUGUUCACUGGGAACUUGGUUGCUGUCUAUGCGUACCAUUCUGCUUCGUCUACAGUAUGAAUAACCCCACGCCCUCCACUUUUCCCGAAAGCUCCGACUCCGAAAAGAUCUUGAAAGCGACAGCCAAGACGCUGUACGGUUGCAUCGAGGAAGUGUUGCUGGCGUCCAAGGAGAGGCCCCGCCACUUCGUCGAGACAGUGGAGCUGCAGAUAUUCCUCAGGAAUUACAACGCCAGAAAGCAUAAGUGCUUUAAGGGCUACAUCAGGCUUCCCUACAUACCACGUAAGAAGCUGGCGGUGUGUGUCAUCGGAAAUCAAGCCCAAUGUGAUGAGGCCGAAAGCCACCAUCUGAGCGCCGUUCCCGUUACGAGUCUGAAAGAAAAAGCGAAAACAGUGAACCAGGUGCGAAAACUCGCCAAGCGAUAUCGUGGCUUCAUUGCGUCUGAGCCUGUGAUAAAGAAGAUUCCACGUAAUUUGGCAAACGGUCUUGGCAAGAUGGACAAGUUCCCUGUGGUUUUGCCUGACGAUGAGCUGAUGCUGGCCACGCUUGAAGAUGUCGAGGCCACAGUCAAGUUCAUAGUGAAGGGACCAUUCAUUGGGAUUCCUGUCGGGAACGUCAGCAUGACCCAAGAGGCACUGGCAGAGAACGUUACCAUUGCCAUCAACAACAUAUUGGCUGCGUUGGAGCAACGCUUGCUGGUCAUUCGUUCCAUGCAUAUCAAGUCUACUAUGGGUCCCCCCAAAAAACUGUACUGAAUUCGUUUUUCGCAACUUGCAUAUUCUUACUCAUUAUCAAUAAAUAUUCUAUAUGCUACGUGCA
Messenger RNA from Rhipicephalus microplus (southern cattle tick), 945 nucleotides. RefSeq names its product large ribosomal subunit protein uL1. NCBI's taxonomy places the organism in Eukaryota, Metazoa, Arthropoda, Arachnida, Ixodida, Ixodidae. Gene Ontology annotation, molecular function: RNA binding; structural constituent of ribosome. The record is from RefSeq and is a predicted model, not a curated record. Gene Ontology annotation, biological process: translation. Gene Ontology annotation, cellular component: large ribosomal subunit.